This is a messenger RNA of Lactuca virosa, 348 nucleotides long. Lineage: Eukaryota; Viridiplantae; Streptophyta; Magnoliopsida; Asterales; Asteraceae. The record is from the annotation of a GenBank genome assembly.
AUGGCCUGGGAUGGCUUAUCAGGGAUGGAAUUGUUAGAAUUGUUGACAAAGUUAUCGAACUUCCAGAUUUUUUGCAGGGUGUGGGUCGUAUCAAGAAUGUGUUUUGCUGGUGAGGAGUCUGGUAGAGAGGUGUUGCGUAAGGCAAUGUUCGUUGGAGCGUUUGAUCCCAAUGAUGUUGGUUCCACCUCGAGCCAUUCGGGGGAGAUGGUUGAUGCGAUUGAUUCGUUCCUCUCUUGUGAUUAUGCUUCCAUGAUGAAGUUGGGCUCCCUGGAUAUUGGCGGCCUUCGCCAACUAUGUGCGGAUGAUGAUAAUGAAGGAGCAGGUCCUAGCAGCAAUAAUUUUUCUUAA